Aureobasidium musti is the source of this 1062-nucleotide messenger RNA. NCBI's taxonomy places the organism in Eukaryota, Fungi, Ascomycota, Dothideomycetes, Dothideales, Saccotheciaceae. The record is from the annotation of a GenBank genome assembly.
GAAGGCUUUGCAUACGGUGUUACUGGUGGCGGCAAUGCCCGGCCUGACUAUCCUGCUAACAUCGAUGAGCUCAAGUCGAUGCUCACAGAAGAUGUCGCUCGUGUGAUUGUUCUCAAGGAUACCUUCGACUUCACGAAGUCUGAGGGCAUUGAGACUGGCAAUGUCUGUCUGUCCUGGGGUGCUGGAAGCAAAUGCCAACAGAUUAUCCAAUCCGAUUGUGGCAGCACCGCUUCUACGACGGCGACUUGGUGGAAAGCGCCUACUCAACCGAUCGAUGUUGCUUCCAAUAAGACUAUCCUUGGUGUUGGUGCUAAGGCUCUCAUCCGUGGCAAGGGUCUAAGGUUCCGCGAUGGAGCGACCAAUAUCAUCGUGCAAAACAUCCAAGUCUCAGAGCUGAACCCAAAGUAUGUCUGGGGAGGAGAUGCCAUCUCGUUCGAUGGUGCCGAUCUAGUAUGGAUCGACCACGUCACAACUCACAAUCCUGGUCGCCAACACUAUGUCUUUGGUUUCAACCCCAGCAAAAGGAUCACCCUCUCCAACAACUAUAUCAACGGCAACUCUACCUAUUCCACUAGCUGCAACAACUACCAUUACUGGAACUUCGAAAUGGUCGGUACCGAUGACCAAAUCACCAUGAAGGGCAACUACAUGUACCGCACCUCUGGCCGCGCACCUGCUCUCAGUGGCGGCACACUCCUGCACGCAGUAAACAAUGUCUGGGCCGACAAUCAGGGCCACAUGCUUGAAGGUGGAGAUACCGAAGCUCGUGGCAUAUUUGAGGGCAAUGUGUUUGACAAUGUCAACACCGUUAUUCAGAACGCCGCUUCCUACUCAGGAAAAUUGUUUGGGACCCCUGUUGGAAGCGAGAGCAAGUGCCAAGCUGCUCUAGGUCGCUCCUGCCAGGUCAACUCUUACUCGCAGUCUACUGGCGCAUUGGACACUUACACAGACACUUCAUUCUUCGGCGACUUUUCUGGUCUGCACAUUGCUAGUGCUGGCUCUGCAGCUCAAGCUGCUGCAAAUGUGCCUGGCAAUGCUGGUGCUGGCCGCAUUCAUCCAUAG